AUUUAAUGCAAUUUCAGUUUUUCGUAUGACAGUGACAAAUAGUUUGCUGUUGUACGCAUAAAGGCUGUAUUAUCGUGAGCCUUAUUUAUGUGACUAGAAUGUCUCCCGCUUUUCUUUUACAUCCUUCCUUACUAUGUGUCUUCUGAUCAGUUCAUCUACUUUGUACAAAUUUUCUAGACUCCAACAUCACUGUAUAGCCUGAAGCCUUUCGGAAAGGAAACUAAACGUCAUUCCCGAAAAGAAUCUUCAUAAUGAAGAAGCGAAAUUUGGAAUAUUAGGUUAAAUAAGUAUUGUAAAUUACACAAGACCGGCUCUAACUUGAAAAUUAUCCCUGUUUUGAGUACAGGGCGUAUUUACAAAGCGCCAUCUAGUGUCGAUACUUUAGCUAAUUGAAGAAUCUUUACAUGUUAUUAUACUUUAAGAAUAUAGAGAAGAUACAAGUUUGUUGCUUUGUGGGUGCAAUAGUGCAAUAGAAACAACAAGGGGGGAAAAGUCAUGCGAAAAGAUGAAUGUUAUGGAUGCAAGAUAAAUCUCUUCUUAAAAGAUAAAGAUCAUUUUUUCAUAUUCCCAAAUGAUAACAUAAUAGAUUUUUAAUGUCACUAGCAAUAAUGAAAUAAAAGAAAAUUGGUAAUCUUCAGAGUAAACAGUAAUCAUACCUUGUCCAAUAAUCUCUAGUGAUAAGGGGUAACGUGAUAAUGAAAACAACGUAAAACUUUUUUAGUGCCCCCUGGUGAUCAUUAUUUAGAAGAUGUCUCAACAAUGGAUAUUAUUUGAAAGUGAGAAUGAAAGCAAGUACCGUUGUUCUUGGUUUAUUCCUUAGUUGUACUACUAUAAUUACUCUAUGGGGUAAUUUAGUUGUAUUAAUUGCGUUUUUCAUGACGAAGAAAUUACGGACCACGUUCACAUUUUAUCUGAUCAAUUUAGCUAUUACCGAUGCUGCAGUUGCUUUGACUGCAAUGAGUUUUUAUACUUUUGAUGUUAUACUUGGUUACUGGCCAUUUGGUGAAUUUAUGUGUGGAGUUUGGAUUUUUUUUGAUUAUGGAAUGACUUUUGCAAGCGUAUUCACAUUAGUGUCCAUUUCAGUUGACAGGCUAUGGGCUGUAAAGAGACCAAUACAAUAUAAACAGCAUAGUACUAAAAAGAGGGUUAUAUACAUUAUUAUCGUAUGCUGGGCAGCAGUCUUAGCUGUUUGGCUUGGGCCUUGUAUCAAAGAUCGUCUCGAUUAUACCGAACCUAACGUAUGUAAAUGGGAACCAAAUAAUCAUCCAGAGUUUGUUAUAUUUAUAGCAUCUGUUGGUCAUCAUCUACCAUGUUUCUUAAUUCUUGUAUGCUAUUUCUCGGUAGCAAUAAAAAUGAAAAGAACUGUUAGCUCUUUAACAAAUGAUCAGAUAGUAGAAAGAAAAAGAAUUAAAGAGAAAAAGGCCUUCGCUACAUUGUCAUACGUAGUACUUGCAUAUGCUGUUUGUUGGAUUCCUUUUCAUUUUAUCUUCGACUUGAGCGCUGUCGACAUGAAAUUGGUUCCUGAAUGGUCAGUAACGUAGAAUCAGAGAUUUUAACUUGUAAUAAUAGCUAAACCUUCUAAUUCUAUUAAGAUAUAGAAAAGUAAUAUAUUGAUGGACUAUCAUUAACUUAAAAAAUCUAUUAAAGUUAAAACUUAGCAUAUAUUCUAAUUGAAACAAAGUUUAUAAGAAGAAAAUCUCUUGUUUUGAUGAAAUUUGGUAGAUUAGACGUCACUGUUGGAGUUUAACUUAUAUCAAUUAAUAGAUUUAACAACUAUUCUCUGAUUCUAGGUUAUACACGGCAACUUUUUGGAUGACUUAUUUAAAUAGUACAUUUAAUCCCUUCGUAUAUGCCUUCAGCAAUAAGGAUAUGAGAAAAGCAAUUGUUAAGAUUCUGUUUUGUAAAAAUAAAGCAGAACCAGUUUCAACAGAGACUGACGCCAAUAUUGCCACCGUAAAUUGAAUUAAAGAUCCCAGAAUUAGCCGAAAAGAUAACUAUUAGUUAGAUUAUUCACAAGAGUAAAUCUGGAGAGAAAUAUUCUAUGAAAUUGUAUUAAUUACUUCAAAUUGUGCACUGUGAACUCUUUGAAUUGGUAUAAAACACCCGUACGUACUUUGAUGUUGAAUUAGAUAAGCUCCUUAGGGAAUAUUUUCAACUAUUCACAACGCACGAACAAACUAAGUGAAAUCUUUGAUUUAAUAAUUCCAAUAAACCCUUUCAUCGUUUAUAUUGCCAAUUAAAAAUUAUCGUUUAAACAAUCUUGAAUCACUUAAACGAACCCAAGCCUUUUGUGAUCUCUUUCAAGAGGAAACGUAGCUGAAUGGAAUAAAAAGAUUUAUGGUCUAUUUUAAGGAUUGCGAAGAGGAAAUAAAAACUCUUUUAAUAGACUAAUUUUAACAUCUAUGUAAGAUAAAUCUUUACAUAAUUAUCUUGUAUUCAUAGUUCUACAACGGAAGGAAUAAUGUAAAUGAAACUUUAAAUACAAGUUAGAUAUAAU
Dimorphilus gyrociliatus is the source of this 2497-nucleotide messenger RNA. Lineage: Eukaryota; Metazoa; Annelida; Polychaeta; Dinophilidae. The record is from the annotation of a GenBank genome assembly.